This is a messenger RNA of Cebus imitator (Panamanian white-faced capuchin), 5940 nucleotides long. It is a transcript of the gene CUNH6orf132, whose product is annotated as chromosome unknown C6orf132 homolog. The transcript is spliced from 5 exons. Bases 25 to 3546 code for a protein of 1173 amino acids. The record is from RefSeq and is a predicted model, not a curated record. NCBI's taxonomy places the organism in Eukaryota, Metazoa, Chordata, Mammalia, Primates, Cebidae.
GGCGCCCGCGCGGGCUGCGGCAGCAUGAAAAAGAACCAGACGGUGCAGGGCACCUUCAGCAAACUCUUCGGGAAGAAGCACGCCACCAGCCCCAGCACCUCCCUCUACGCCACCAACCCGCCCUGGAUCUUCACCCAAGAGGCCCCGGAGGAGGGGACCAGGGGCUUCGAUGGCAUCUAUUUUGGAGACAAUCAGUUUAACACAGUGAGCGAGUCAGGAACAGCCACGCUGAAAGCUCGGCCAAGAGUCCGGCCCCUGUUGACCUUCCUUCCGCUGAAUGCCCAGGAAAACCAUGGGCUGGCUGUACCCACGCCCUCAGUUCCAGAAGACUUUGCAGACAAAGAAGUGACAGGUACCAACUCACUGGUCAAUGGCAACCUCCGACUGUACAGCUCUGUGGGUGACCUGAGGCCUGGGCAGUAUGGCCAGGAUCUGCUCAUCCCCCCACCUCCCCCAGGCCCAGCCCCAGGGCCUCCUCAGGACAUUUCACAACCUCCAGGGGAGUCGCCACUGCCACCUCCCCCUUCCACAGCACCCCCACCGCCUCCUCUGCUGCUGGAACCCCCGCCCCCACCCAGCAUGGCCCCACCUCCACCCCCAGUAUUGGAGGCCCUAUCCCCACCACACACUCUCUCCUCCCCACCCACACCUACCCCUCCUGACUUCAUUCCCCCUGCCCCACCCUUAGCCUUUCUCGCCCCCCCACCGCCUCCUCGGCCAGCCCCAGCACCCCCUGCUCCAGCAUCUCCUCACACAGUGGGGACUCGGCUCUUUCCCCCUGGGGGUGUCACCAAGUGGAAAUCAGAUGUAGCACUAAAUGGCAGGCAGGCAGAGGCCACCAGAGCUAGCCCCCCGAGAAGCCCCGCUGAGCCAAAGGGGAGCGCCCUGGGACCCGCCCCAGAGCCCCACCUCACCUUCCCCCGUUCUUUCAAAGUGCCUCCCCCAACCCCAGUCAGGACUUCGUCGAUCCCAGUUCAGGAAGCACAAGAGGCUCCCCAAAAGGAAGAGGAGGCCACCAAGAAGGCUCCCAGCCGACUCUCACUGCCUCCCAGCUUCUAUAUCCGCCCUGCUUCCCAGGUCUACCCAGACAGGGCCCCGGAGCCAAACUGCCCUGGGGAGCUCGGGGCCACAGCACCAGCCAGCCCAAGGCUUGGCCAGUCCCAGUACCAGGCAGAUGAACGAGCUAGGACUCCGCCUCCAGCCCCUCCCCUGCCACCUCCUGCACCCCCUCUCCCUCCCCCAGCACCCCCACUUCCCCCAGCUGCACCUCCUUUGCCCUCUGCUGAGAAGGCAGCCCCUUCACCUGCUGGGUUUACAAAAAACCCCAAAUCCAGCUCUCCUGCUCUCAAACCCAAACCCACGCUCCCCAGCCCAGAGGACACAGCGUCUUCAGCACCUGUGGACUGGAGGGACCCCAGCCAGAUGGAAAAGCUGCGGAGCGAGCUGGCAGCUUAUCUCUGUGGCUCCAGGAGAGAAGACCGAUUCCUCAGUAACAGGCCAAGCCCAACAGUGGCCUCUCAGAGCAAGGAGGGCAAGAAGGGCCUGAGCCUGCCAGCAAAGGACACUCCCCAAGGUGUUCCUGAAAAGAGUCUCGGUGACAGCAGCCUAACCGAGACAGAGGCUCCCUCUGGCCUGACCCUGCCCCCUGUGGACUACAUUCCCCAAGACUCUCCCACUCCCAGUGUGCAGCAGCUCCGGAAUGAGCUGGAGGCCCGGCUCUCUUCAUCAGCAGAGAAGGAGGCUAAGCCCAGCAUAGGGUCUCUGCCCCCUAAGCCUCGGCUAGAAGUGGGAAGAAUAUUUGAAAAUGGGGCUGAUAAUGACAAAAUCUCCAAGCCUGUGGCCAAGAAUCUGCGACCUCAAUCCACCACCCUGCUGCCAACCACAUCACUCCAGCCCAAGGCCACGUUGGGACCAGCCACACCACCCAAGACCACACCUGGGCCAGCCACAGCACCCAAAGCCACACCUGGUCCAGCAGCCACAGCACCCAAGGCCAUACCUGGGCCAGUCCCACCACCCAAGACUACAUCUGGCCCUGCCAUACCAUCUACAGCCACAACUCUGCCAACCACCACAUCCCAACUAAUGGCAGAGAAGGAUGAAGGCCCAGCUGGGAAGCCAGAGAAACUAGCAUCUCAAGAAGUUUCCAUUCCCUCCCAGCCAAGGGCAGAGGGGUCGCCCUCAGAGGCCACCAGGCUGCCCACACAGGGAGCCCGCUCAUCUCCAGCCCUCCCACCAAAGGCAUCUCUUGGUAGAGAAGAGGUGCCAUGUCUCUACAAGCCCCACUGCCGCCAGAGCAGCCCCAGUCAUGAGGUUGGCGUAAUGAUGCCCACACUGGCCAGAGGAGAGGCUGCAGGGCCAGAGGAGCCCGUGGAGGUGAAGGAGCCCCUGGGACUGCCAGCCAAGCCCCCUGCCUCAGCCCAGCCCACUGAUGACCUCCUCAGGCACCCAGUGACUGGGGAGAUAGUGGAGCGGGGCUCGCCGAUGGCCCUGCUCCUGGCGGCCAGGCAGAGGGCGCAGAGGGGGAGGCCUGGAGGGGCUGCCCUGGGCCGGUCCUCUCUACCAGGGAGUCUCCUUGACCACAGCCACCAAGCCGAGGCGGGCUCUGACAGCAUCCUUCACAACCAGGGCAGGCCCAACUCCUUCACUGUGGUACCCAAGUUACCGAAGGAGGCUGCGAAGAGCUCCCCGCUGACGACCGAAAUACCCAUUACAUGGGGGCCACAGCUGGGAAGAGACACAGAGGGCACACAGCCAAGCCGCAGACACAACUGGACAAAGACGGAGCCCCAGACCCCUGUGGCCUGGGAAAAAGCAGCUCCCUCCAACCGCCCCCAGGGCCGCCCGCUGCCCAAGUCCUUCUCCUCCCCACCUUCUCCAUCGUACAAGAGGGAGGAGGAGGAGGAGGAGGAGAAAGAGUUCAGCUUCGAGGUCAUCCCACCGCCGCCAGAGUUCAGCAAUGACGCUGAGCCCCCGGCGCCGGCCCUCCAGUAUCUGAGCCGCCGGGGCUGCCCUCCCCAGAACAACUUCUCAGACCUGGGACAGCCCCGGGACGCCGGCCCCUCUGUGCCCCCGGCUCGCGGCUUCUCGCGCUUUCCCGCGGGCGCGCGCUACAGCGGGGCGGGCGGCCUGGACCGCUUCUCCGGAGCCGGCCGCUCGCUCAUCAAGAAGCGCCUGUACGUCGGGGAGCCGCAUCGCGACACAGGGCUGUCCCGCGGCGGCACCGCUCGCAGCCUGAGUUCCCCCAACUGCUUCGGGCCACAGCCUGGAGGCCCGGAAAUGCGGCGCGUGAACUCGGCGGGCCGCGCGCCCCCCGGAGGCCUGCACGCGCCGAGGCUGUCCCUGGAGGGCGCCGCCCGGGGCGCCUCGGAGGCCAAGCACAAAGCGUCGGGUGGCGCCGACUACGGCUUCGCCCCAGCUGCCGGCAGAUCUUCCCACGCCACCACCCUCUAUGGAAGCCCCAUCAACACGUUCACCGUGAGGCCUGGGACCCGCCAUCCCAUCUCCUAUGCCUGCUCAGGGGCCCAUCGGAAAGCCGCCUCCUGAGCCACGGGUUCUCUCAGCUCUACUCCAACAAACUGUCUUUAAGUGUCUUUAAGGAUCUGAGCACUUGUUUCUUGGUGGGGGUGGUGGGAAGUACACAGCAGGUGUUAGGCGACCUGACUCAGACACAGACGAGUCGUUGAUCCCCAAAGACCGACGAUGAGAAGCAGUGGCCCAGGAAGAUCAAGAGUGGGCUUCUGUUUCCCAAAGUGCUGGUGCGGCUGUGGACUGUUACACAUGGGGGUGGGAGGGGAAGGAGGGUAGAGAGGAGGAACCGUUCAGGACCUAGGCGCUGAGCUUCUGCCCUCUGGUACUGUCUGCUUUAGCAAGAGUUAUUUAGAAGUUUUACAAGCACGGCCUACUGAGCAGGUUCUGAAAGCAAGGGGUGUGGCCCUGACUCUGAACUGGAAUCAUGGAGAUAGCUGAGAUUGCCUGUCAGGCCCAGUCCUGUCCUAGUGGGCAUGGAGGGCACCACAGGGAGAUCUUUAGCCUCCGUCACCUGCCAUCCCAAGCAACAGGUGACACCUGGGGUGCCCAGCCACAUUGAGAUGGGACCAGGAAUGUGUAUGUAUAACACGCGGAGAAGUACCAUGUGUGUGGUGGGGAGAGAAGUUCCCACAUGUGGAAUGGAAGCCCUUUGCAGGGAGAUGGAUGGUUCAUUUCUCUUUGCCCCUGGCCCUUAGCUAUAGGGAGGCCUAGAGAGAGGAGACUUGGGAAGUUUAGGAUGGGAAACAGGGUUGAACCAUGCUUUGCUAUUCAGACCUGUGCAGGACUGAUUUUGGAGAUUGGGCCCAAGGAGCCAUGAGUCUUAGGCUUGACUCUAGGGGCUUUACAUGGCUGGGUCUCAUAUGGGAUUUGGAGGGGGCAUUUUUCCUAACACUGAUACUACAAGUCACCAAUACUAUUGAUGCUUUAAGAUGCUAGAAAGCCUUGGAGAGUGGAGGCAGCCGAGAUGGGAACAGAAGUCUGAAGAAGCUUAUUGCUGAUGGGGAAUGUGUUUGGGAAAGUCAAGAGUGGUAGGAUUGGUUGGCUGGGCACGGUGGCUCACACCUGUAAUCCCAGUACUUUGGGAGGCCAAGGCUGGUGGAUCACUUGAGGUCAGGAGUUCAAGACCAUCCUGGCCAAAUGGUGAAACCCCAUCUCUACUAAAAAUACGAAAAAAAAAAAAAAAAAAAGGGAUGCUAGAAUUGGGCCAGUUAAAAGCAGGGAAGACCUGGCUGGGAACAGUGGCUCAGGCUUGUAAUCCCCGCACUUUGGGAGGCUGAGGCAGGUGGAUCACAAGGUCAAGAGAGUGAGACCAUCCUGGCCAACAUGGUGAAACUCUGUCUCUACUAAAAAUACAAAAAUUAGCUGGGCGUGGUGGUGUGCACCUGUAGUCUCAGCUACUUGGGAGGCUGAGGCAGGAGAAUUGCUUGAAUCUGAGAGGUGGAGGUUGCAGUGAGCCGAGAUGGUGCCACUGCACUCCACCCUGGCAACAGAGCGAGACUGUUUCAAAAAAAAAAAGAGCAGGGGAGACCUGUCAGUAGGGUGAUCAUGUGUCCGUUGCCUGGGCAGCCCAGGUUUAUGCCUAUUUUCCAGUGAAUUAGGCCCCUUCCACUUUUCAAGAGUCCCAGUGUGGAUGAUAUAUGAUCACCAAACAUGUCAGGAAACAAUAUUCCUUGGACUUUUCCCUGUCUUCAGGUCCUGGUGGGCCAAAUUCCUGGGACCAGGACAAGGUAGGCUGCCUCAGUAAAAAGAAAGGACUGGAGGGUGGCCCAUUUCAGAGGAGUAGGCUGGUGGGGGCCAGCCAGAGAGUAACCCACUUUGGGGGAAGAUGUUGGACCUUUAUUAUUUGUGGUCUAGCCGAGGCACUGCAUUGUCAGGACAGCAGGUGAGCCACUUUAGGGAAGACAGUGCAGGGUGGGCAGGCGCCCAGAUGACCAAGGCCAGCCAUCCUGAUGGAGUAGGGUCUGGUUAUCUGUGUUCAAGAAGCAAAUUUCAUCCCAGACCCAGCACUAGCUCUCUCUCUAUGUAUGUAUUUUCCCUGUACAAUGUUUUAUAAAAAGAGAUCAUUAAUUUAUCUGCUAUGUUAAGGCUUGAGGGGUAGGGCGUGGACUCUCAGCUGUAUAUUGCUCUGGGGUGGGCAGGGAAGGGCUGAGUCUCACUUGGCUUGGAAAAUAAACAGGCCAGUUUGGACUGGCCUCCAGCUCUGUGACUGUGGAUUAAUGACUCGGAACUGCUGGGGUGUGAUGAGGCUGGGAGAGCGCAGCUGGGCAAGGCUGAGCCCAGGGUGCUGGCAGAACUGGUGAGCCGUUUUGCUAGGCCCAGCUUUCUCUUCUGACCCUCAGGUUUUUUCCUUCUCCAGACCCCUCAAGGGGAAGGAACAGAGCUAAAUGUCAUAAUAAACUUAGUCUCUUU